This is a messenger RNA of Entrophospora sp. SA101, 942 nucleotides long. Lineage: Eukaryota; Fungi; Glomeromycota; Glomeromycetes; Entrophosporales; Entrophosporaceae. The record is from the annotation of a GenBank genome assembly.
AUGAUUAAAAAUAUUUCUAAAGUCAAGACACUAGAAGAAUCAGAAAAACUUCUAAAAAGGAUCUACAGUAGCCAUUCAUUAUUUAGCUCAGAAAUUAGAUUGAGUUUGGAAGUGGCGAUAAGAGCAUCUGCAGAAAAAAUUCUUGAUACAUUUUAUUGGGAAAGGAAUGUAUCAGAGAGUCAUAUAAGCCAUGGAAUGUUCUUAGACUUAUUUGUAAAUUUAUUUUAUGAUGGAAUGAAAUAUUUAGUAGAUGACCAAAAAAAAAGAGAUUUAGAAUGUUUAGUAAUAGAACAUGGAAAAUUUGAAGCAGUAAUUGAUAAUGGAAAAGCAUUAAGUGAUAGAGGCCUACCACCAGCUGGUGAAAGAAAUUGUGAUAUUCAUUUUGUGAUACCAUUUAUGGAAAUUAUACAUAUAGAAGCUGAAUAUCAUUAUGUUGAUUUAAUAUCUUCUGCUUCUGUAGCAUAUCAAAAGAGAUUUGGAAGGGUUGGACGACACAGUGAUUAUAUUUUUGGGCGUGAAUUUGGAAAUGUGGAAAAUUCAGGUCCUGAUACAAAAGAUCAUUAUGACAAAUCCACAACAGAUUUUUUAAGAGUAAUAAAAGUAGCUCAUGAUCAAAAUUCUGCUCUUCUGCAAGUUGUAAAUUUGGCAGCUGGUGGUUCAAUGGAUGCUAAUUUACAAUUAAUAGUCAACAAAAUAUCACUUAUUGGCAUUUGUAUUGUAGGUUAUACUAUAAGGGUGUAUGUUGUAUUUUAUCUUGGUAACGGGGUAUGGAUUUCAGAUGAGGAAGUCAUUAACAAUGCAAAAAAAAUAUUUUCAGCAGCUAUUACUUAUGCUUGUAAUAACAGGGAACUUCGAAAAAGUGCAGUGUUAACUCUGAAACAUGUAACUGAUCAUGAUAUAAUUGAUGAAAUUCCUAUACCAACAAAAAAACCUUGGGUAUAG